Molecule: messenger RNA, 26660 nt
Organism: Podarcis lilfordi (Lilford's wall lizard)
Lineage: Eukaryota; Metazoa; Chordata; Lepidosauria; Squamata; Lacertidae
Source: the annotation of a GenBank genome assembly
GACCCUCCAAGGGCGACGGCGGCAGAGAGGCUCGCCUGUUUCGCCGGCAUCUCCCGCCUCAUGGAGGCGAGGCCAGGCAGCCCCGGUAGCGGCGGCAGCAAGCAGCGCCGCCCUCGGGGGCUGGAGCUCCGCAGAGGCAGGUGAGCCUCGGCGCCCCUUGGAGCGCCCAGCCCGCAGCGGCCCCGAGCGCCGCGAAGAGGUCCGGGGGUGCAGGAACGGGAGGAAGGAGCGUGCUCCCAUGAUCCGAAGCGAAGUGACUCUGGAUUGCAUAGGAAUAUGACCCUUCCGAACUCAAGGUAGGGCCUCUGGAAGAGGAUGGCUUAAGAAGAAGAUUUCGAGGGCCUGGGGGUGGGGGAGGCUAAAACAGGUGCAGGGGCUCAAGCCUAGCUUCUUUUUAAAAAAUGCCUUUAUCUAGCGAUCAGUCAGAGACAGGGUGAUGGAGAUAUUUUCAACAUCAGGGUGCAGUUUUAGGGCAAAGUAGUACACAGGUCUUUACCGUGGUCCGUGUAGCUCUGUACUGUUUACACUGACUGGCAGCAGCUCUCCAAGGUUUCAGGUGUGUGUGUGGGGGGGGAAUAUUCCUAGCCCAGCCUGGAGAUGCUGGGGAUUGGACCUGGGGGGGGGGGCAGUCUGCUUGCAAGGCAGAUGCUCUACCACUGAGUGACUAGCAAGGAGCAGCUGUGCCCCUGAACUUGUGCAGAGCGCCUUCCCUAGCACAGCCUGUAUCUUUCCUAUGCCUAGGACGGGAGGGGGAAGAUUGCCAGGCGUUGAACCUGUUUUUCAAAACUGACCCUUCCAAACUUUCUCUCUGGGUCACCAGAGGUUAUUUGGUGGAAUCCCAGGCACCGGAAACCACAGGAGGGGAGAGUGCUCUUGUGUUCGAAUCCUGCUUGCAGGUUUCCCGUAAGUACCGUAUUUUUUGCUCUAUAAGAUUCACUUUUUCCCUCCUAAAAAGUAAGGGGAAAUGUGUGUGCGUCUUAUGGAGCGAAUGCAGGAUGCACAGCUAUCCCAGGAGCCAGAACAGCAAGAGGGAUUGCUGCUUUCACUGCGCAGUGAUCCCUCUUGCUGUUCUGGCUUCUGAGAUUCAGAAUAUAUUUUUUUCUUGUUUUCGUCCUCCAAAAACUAGGUGCGUUUUAUGGUCUGGUGCGUCUUAUAGAGCGAAAAAUACGGUACCUGGCUGAACCCUGUGAGAACAGGAUGCUGGACUCGAUGGGCCAGCAGGCUCUUCUCGUGUUAUUAUGGUCUUUUGACCCCUGAACUAUGAGCCGGUUAAUAAGAAGAGCCUGGCUGCUGCAUUAGUCCACACCUCCAACAAUGGACAUUCAGAGGGACACUGCACAGUGUUGGUAGAACAUAGCCAUUGUGGCUCAUGCCCAUUGAUAGCUCUGUCCUCCAAGAAUUUGGGAAAUACUCUUAAAGCUACCCAAGAUGUAGGAGGGCAGCAUUCUCAUCUAAGCAACCAUCUCAUCUCAGCUGAAAACUACAGGGAGACUCCUGACCUAAAUCAAGCCUGGCUGACUCUUUGCAUCUCCCCCUUGCUUAGACAGAACUAGGAUCUUUCCUUUCAAGAACCGACUUCCUGCACUAAACAUAGCUUUCUUCUUGCCCCAAAUUCAGAGUCCUGGUGUGAUUAUGUGCAAGGUAAAGAGUGAUGCCUCAGCUGGGCUCCUGUAUUCCUGUAUUCUGUUCGACUUCCUAGUGCUUUAACUGCCCAGUGCCGACAGAUGCUAAACCAGAACAGGAGAAUAACUUGUAGAAAACAAAGACAAAAAGGCAGACCAAAAAAAUGGCUUGAUUUUAUUUCAUAUGCUAUAACAAAAAAGCACAAAUUUAGACCUCCUGUGACCUUUGGACAAUUAUUGACAGAGACAUUUAUUUGGUUCUUGAUAUGUGGUGGAAUUAUUUCGUUACUUUCUUGCUGGACAUAUUUCUGAAACUGUUCCAGGGGGAGGGGGAAAUAUUAUUUGUUUCCUUUGUUCCUUGCCUUGUAUUACCUGUGAAAGAUAAACGAACACUUAAUUAAAUAAAAAAAAACUGCAGAGGGGGUGGAAUUUGAGAGGAGGAGGGUAACCAGAGGCCAUUGUCAACAAAAGCAUUUGCAAGGGUGAAAACCUCCCAUGGCCUUUGACCAGGCCUUUGCAAAUCCCUGAUUGGGCAAUGCCAAAUGUUGUUCGAAGUGUAUAAUGUGGUGACUAACAGACCUUACCUGAGCAGUCGGCUGAAGUCUUUGGAGGUCUGAUAGCAAUGUGAGUAGGCUCUGUGUGUGUCUGUGUAAAAACAACAAUUCCUUUGAUACCUUUUCCCAGGGUGAAUUCCAGUCUGUGCAUCUGGAUUUAAGAGAUUAUGCUUAUUCCGUUUACUUCCUUAUUUUUCUUGUUGCAAAAUAACCAGGAAUUUACGUUAACUCUUUGACGCCUAUUUGGGGCAUGAAGAUUUGGAAGGAAGAACCAGAUUAUUCUGUUUCGUACUGGAUUGCUUGUUGUUGCUUUUAAAAAAAAGCAAGUUAAAAUGUAUACAUAGAUUUUUGGCCAAAAUGACCCCUAGACUACUGUAGAAAUAUGUCUAUAAUGUAUCUAUUUAAGUUGUUUUAAAAUCAGGAGAAAACCAGGUAAAACUAGCAUGCAAAUAAUAAUUAUUAUUAUUUAUUAAAUUACAAUCCCAAGUGUCUGGCAUUACAUAUAAUAAUAACCCAGCUUUCCCUAACCUGGGUGCCUUCCAGAUGUUUUGGACUACAGCUCCCAUCAGCCCCAGCGAUCACACUUUUGCUGGCUGGGUCUGAUGGGUGUUGUAGGCCAUUAGGUCUGGAAAACACCACCUUGGCAAUGGCAAAUCCCCUUCUAUUUUACUCACUUUCACACUAAGUGCUUAAAUUCUUUGCCCACAAGCCCAGGCACUGAGGAGGGGCAGGGUCUAACUCUGCACAUUCUCAGAGACACUCUCGCCUUUGUCAUUGCUACGCGUUUUGCAGGGCUUAUCCUGGUAUUCAGAACAGACCUGAGGCCUUGAAACAUAAGACGAGCCCUGAAGUUGGGUCGGGCCAAAGGCCUAUGCAGUUUUCCAGGAUGCCUGUUUGGGCUUGAACUAGGACCGAUUCAGUGCUGUGGGUCAGUUGUCUUUCCUCCUUUGUCGAUCUUUGAAUGCUUUGUGUCCAUCCCUGCAGAGUGUGAAGCAGUAAUAAAGAGGAGAGUGUCUCUGAGCAUGUGCAAGAGUCAGACCCUGCCUCUCCCUUCUGUUUUGUGGCUUGAGGACACUCUUGGCCUCCAUUUGAGUUGUUGAAGGCGUGGGCAGGAUAACGGUUGUAGGGCUUCAUCUGACUCAGCCUUAGAGCCAUAGCUCAGUGGGUUAGAGAGUAGUGCUGAUAAGGCUAAGGUUGCAGGUUCGAUCCUUAAUGUGGGACAGCUGCGUAUUCCUGCAUUGCAGGGGGCUGGUCUAGGAUGCCUUCCAACUCGACAGUUAUAUGAUCAAGGCAGAAUACAGGAAGUAGUAACAGAAAAAGAGUGCCUCUGGGGGCAUGCAGAGUGCAUUUCUCUCAUUAGUGGGGAAUCUCAGGCCCAAGGGCCAAAUGUGACCCUGCAGCCUUCCCUAUUGGGUCUUUCAAAGUCAUGCCCCUCACUGGCCUCGACUGUGUUUGCUUGUCUGCAAAAUGUCCUUGAACUCUGAGAAUGCCUCUCCUGUGCCUGGAUGGAGGACAGAGAGGGGUGUGGGCAGAAGGGUAAAAUUCGCAUUUGUUGCUCUGCACACUUUUGCCUCUGGCCCUGCCAACUGUUGGCAUGUCACCAGUGGGCUGGAAAAGACUCCCUACCUCUGCAGCAGUGAGCGGUUGCAUCUGAUCCGCACAUGUCACGAGAGCAGGGAAGCGGGCAUCUCAGCCGUUCCCUGGGACCACUGGUCUGGGGGUCUUUCUCUUACAGGGUGAGGCAGGGUCCUGUCAACCCUUUGGGUGCUUUAUUGUGCUUUUUUUGCACAGAUCUGGAGUGUGCAGUUCCUCCUGCCUUUCAUUGCUUUUUCAAAUCCCCUCUUUGAAAACUGGAGUUCUCAGAACCUCCUGAAUGCUUGAGAUGGGCAUAAUCCGAGUUUAUUAGCUUUUUCGCCCUUCGUGGAUGGAGGCAGAGUUUUCCCUUCUGUUACGACUUUUUUCAAUUCCCUUUCAGGUGCAGCUGUGCUUUGACAGGGGCCAGACUCCUGCCACUGUUCCUGCCUCCCGCUUAGGGGGUGUAACUGGUUCCCGAUGGCUUCUCAGGUGAUCCCCAAGGACUCGUAAGUAUCAAAGCCCCGUGAGAUCUGACUUGGGGAGAAUAUACUUUGAAAAGAGCCAGGAUAAUAAGCAUCUUAACCCUCAGAACCACUUGUAGAGACUGAAACGUGAGAAUAAUACCUGGGAUGCCUUUGAGCAUAUUGCUUCCUGAGCCUUUUGGGUAGGGAUUUUGUAACAUACACAAGAGUCCCGUACAUGACACCCCUUCAUAGAUGAGUUACUAUUUUUCAUGUUAGAGGGUGGUUUAUUUAUUUGUUGUUGAGUUAAACAGAAUCCCUUCUCAAGCAGAGUUUGCCCAUGGGCCUGUGGGGUGUAGUCAAGUGUGGUGGGCCAGAGUGGGGAGAGCUCUGGGUUCAAAAUCCAUAAAGCUUUUCUUUGGCCCAUCAUGGCUUAAAAGUAAAGGGAACCCUGACCAUUAGGUCCAGUCGUGAGCGACUCUGGGGUUGCAGUGCUCAUCUCGCUUUCUUGGCUGAGGCAGGCGGCAUACAGCUUCCGGGUCAUGUGGCCAGCAGGACUAAGCUGCUUCUGGCGAACCAGAGUAGCACACGGAAACGCCGUUUACCUUCCCGCCGGAGCGGUACCUAUUUAUCUACUUGCACUUUGACGUGCUUUCGAACUGCUAGGUUGGCAGGAGCAGGGACAGAGCAACGAGAGCUCACCCCGUCAUGGGGAUUCAAACCUCCAACCUUCUGAUCGGCAAGUCCUAGGCUCUGUGGUUUAACCCACAGCGCCACCCGCGUCCUUCAUCAUGGCUUACAGGGAGGAUAAAAUGGGAUGAUGUCAUGAGCCUCUUAGGGGAUUUGUAGGGUACAAAGGUGGUUAAAAAACACACCUGAGUGUCUGACUAGGACCUGAGAAACCAAGGUUCAAAUCCCCACUUGGCCAUGAAGCUCACUGGGUUUCCCUGGGUCAGUCACUUCCUCUCAGCCUAACCUACCUCACAGGGUUGUUGUGGGGAUUUAAUAAGGAGGAGGAGAACAAUGUACAUGACCUGGAACUCCUUGGAGAAAAAAGGUGGGAUAUAAAUGCAAUAAAAAAUAAUAAAUUUGCCUGUGUUUGCAGAACUGCCAUGAACCUUAGAAUCAUAGAAUUGUAGAGUUGGAAGCAGAGCCUACACAACACAAAACACUGUUGCUGUAUGUAGAUUUAAUUUUGUUUUAUUUUAUUAAUUUUAAUUUUGUUUUAUUUUAUUAAAUUAAUUUUAUAAUGAAUGAUUUUAGAGUGUUGUGUUGUACUGUUGUACUGUUUUAUUGUUGUUAGCCUCCCUGAGCCCGGCUUCGGCUGGGGAGGGCAGGAUAUAAAUAAAAAAUUUUAUUAUUAUUAUUAUUAUUAUUAUUAUUAUUAUUAUUAUCUUAUAUUUUGGAAAUGUACAUCCAGGUUUUUCACCCUUUAGCUUGUUUAGCUUAUACGUAAAUCUGGAACUGUUCAUAUGCCACCCAUCUGACCGGGUUGCUCCAGCCACUCUGGGUGGCUCUCAACAAAAUAUUAACAACACACUUUUGUUGUACAGUACUCAGAGUAUAGCCGUUGAAAUGAAUGGACCUAAGUCAGUCAUGCCCACUGAUUUCAAUCAAGGGUCCCUCUAGAUGUUGCUUUUAUUGCACAUUCAUGAUGGUAUCGGUGCAGAGAGACACUUUUCAGUACUGUUUGCACCUGCCAGCGUGGGCCAGCAUUCAGGAAGGAUGGGAUUUAAAGCCCAGAGAUAUUUGGAAGGCUGCAGGUUCCCCCACCCCCACUCCUGGACGAAUACAAUGAAUCCGUGGUGCAUUCCACCAGAAUCUGCCCAGUGGCAUGGAUGGGGAAGGGUGGAGCGGGACCAAAGGGGAGGGGGAAUGAAAAUCUGCAAGCCUCAGUUAGGAACGGUUGAGGGAGUUGGGUAGGUUUAGCUUGGAGGAGAGGAGACUGAGAACUGAUACAAUAACCAUCUUCAAAUAUCUGGUGGAUGUUGCCACAUGGAAGACAGAGCAAGCUUGCUUUGAUCUGCUAUGGAGGGUAGGACUCAAACCAAAGGAUUCAAAUGACAAGCAAGGAGAUUCCUGUUAAACAUUAGGAAGAAAUUUUUGAGGGUAAGAGCUGCUUGACAGCGGAAGAUGGUGGCCUCUCCUUCACUGAUGAUUUUCAAGCAGAGGUUGGAUGGCCACCUGUCAGGGAUUCUUUAGCUGUGAUUCCUGCACUGUAGGGGGUUGGAUUAGAUGACCCUUGGGUGGUCCUUCCAACCAGUGCCAGAUUUACAUAUAAGCUAAACAAGCUAUAGCUUAGGGCCCCACUCUCUUAAUAAAUAAUAAUAAUAAUAAUAAUAAUAAUAAUAAUAAUAAAUUAUUUAUACCCCGACCAGAGCCGGGCUCAGGGUGGCUAACAUCAAUAAAAUUUCAGUAAAACAUAAUAAGAAAAAAAGAAAAAGAAAAAAACAAUUUAAAAUACAGGUUAAAAUGCAAUUUAAAAUGCAGCCUCAUUUUAAAAGUCAAAACCAUAAGGGGAGGGAAGCAUAAGGGUCAGACUGAGUCCAAACCAAAGGCCAGGCGGAACAGCUCUGUCUUGCAGGCCCUGCGGAAAGAUGUCAAGUCCUUGUGGCAGAGCAUUCCACCAAGUUGGGGCCAGUACUGAAAAGGCCCUGGCCCUAGUUGAGACCAACCUAACCACCUUGCAACUUGGGACCUGCAGAAUGUUGUCAUUUGUGGACCUUAAGGUCCUCUGCGGGGCAUACCAGGAGAGGCAGUCCCGUAGGGGCCCCCAGAAAAAUUUAAAGGAAAAAACCACUGGGUGUACAUUUCCAAAAUAUAAGAUAAAAAACAUAUUUUGUUAUCUGCAAAUGGCUUUAGAUACCUGUUAGGUCCUAUAAAUUACCAUAUAGCAUAUAUUCAACACAAAAAACAGCGACAGUUUGUUGUUGACAAAGGACGGCUGGACAUAUAAAGGGCCCCAUUACCUUCAGUAGCUUGGGGCCUCAUCAAACCUAAAUCCAGCCCUGCAUAUGAAUAAUAAAAAAUCAUUAUGAGUUAGUUAGUUAGUUAGUUAGUUAGUUAGUUAGUUAGUUGGAUGCAGCCCGUUAUUUCUGCUCUGCACAUGACACUUUUUUUUUUGUUAACUCCAAAUUGGACCAGUUGUAUAAGCCUCACCUCCCCAGUUGUUUUCAGUUACAAAAUGCAGCUGCCUAGGUGUGCCUUCUUGGGUUUCCUUCUCUGCAUACUCAGGUAUGUGUUUGGGGAGGGAGUGGAAUGUUUCACACCUGGAUUAGGCAAGUUGCACUUACGGUAUAAGGAUUAGAAGUGUUGAGUUUCCAGUUUUCUGGGCAGGUGCACAGAUUUCCUUUAGGUACCCUAUUCCCCUCCCCGGUGCUGCCACAAGUGCACUGGCGAAUUGAAUCUUCCACUUCCCUUCUUUUAAAAAACAAAACAAAACAGCAAACAAAGGAAUCGGUUCCUCAAAACCUGAUUUUCCUGUCCAGAAAUGAGCACGGGGGUGGGAACGCUUUCUUCUUGGCGCUGUGCUCCGUUUGUGUGCCUGGUGGGGGAGGGAUAAGAAGAUGGGGUGGUAAAUAGAUUAGCAGGGAGGAGGGCAGAAACCGCUGCCAGGCAAGGCCUUGUCGUGUAGACAUGCCUUCGGCUUAUUAGAUUAAAUCUGUCGCUCUCUUUCUCUCUCUGCUUCAGAUCCAGCCUUUGGUAACCUGGGGCGCUCAAGACACUUUGGACUACAGCUUCAGUCCGCCCCAGUGAUGGGAGUUGUGGUCCAAAAUUUCAGGAGGCAGGGGUGGGAGAAACCGUCAGUUUCCUUUGCCCAUUUUGCCCAUGUGGAGUUUCCGCCUCAGUCGUCGUGUUGGUGGUUGGAAGCCCUCGUGAAAAUUCAUGAGCGUAUUUCUGUAGGCAGUUUUGCCUAACAAGAGACAUUUUUGCAAAGCCGUUUCCCCUAACCUAACGCAUUUGGGCAUUAUAUUUAGAUAUGCACUUUAAUGCACAUUUGCAUGGGCGUUUCUGUACACAUGGCUGGGGAACUGCGCUGCAAAAUUGGGAAGAUUGCAGAUUUCAAAGCAAAGCUGUAUUUUGGUUCUUGCAUUGCUCCAGAAACCCCAAAAGCAGGACUUGACUACCCUUUCGACUUCCCCUCAUCUCCCUCACCUAGUGUCACUUUGAGCUGUUGUAGGAUACUCAAAGGGUGGUUAGGCCCAGCCCUACUCUGAGCACUGCGACCACAGUUACACAGUGUUCUCAUGGAGGGGAAGCAUUGCAGGAUGUUACCGGCAGGCUUGGACUGUGGUAUUUAUGACCCACCUGCCUGGCCUGAAUUGGUUUUGACUCCUUUUUGAGAGGGAGGGAACAUAGUACAGUGGUAGAAUGCUUGCUCUGCUUACAGAAAGUCCCAGGUUCAGUUGCCAGCAUCUCCAGUUAAAAGGGAUCAAGAGACAGGUGGCGGCUGCCUGAGACCAUGGAGAGCUGUUGCCAGUCAGAGCAGGCAGUACUGAGCCUGAUCUAGCCCUGAUUUUUCAGAAUUUUGAGGGCUAGAAUCUUUAUUACUCUGUUUUAAGCAGGACUGUAACUCAACGUUAAGACUGCUUGCUAUGCAAUUGGGGCACCUUCAGUUAGGAAGGAACAGGAUCAGCAGGUAGUUGGUGAUGGGGGAAGCCCCCCUUGCUGGCUGAGACUCUGCUGGCUGAGACACUGAGAUCUGUUGCCAGUCAGAGCAGACAAUACUGCGCUAGAUGGACGAGUGUCCUGAAUUGCUCACAGCUGCAUCUCUUUAAUGGCUGCUUCUCCUCUCCAAACCCCCAGGUUCCAUUGUGUGGGGAUCAUCUUCUUCCUCCUUGGCCUGGGAACUCUCCUGCCCUGGAACUUCUUCAUCACGGCCAUACCGGUGGGUCCUUUGCUUCAGGCACCUUCUUCUCUGGGCAUCCGGGGGCAGGGGGAACGUUUCCAGGGCUGAGCCCCAGGACAGGGUUGGGAUAUGAAUACUGUGGAUGCUCAGAGAGGAUAUCUUUAUUAGAUAUUAUCCUUCCUCCUUCACUUUUGUGAGUUCAGCAGAAUGCAUCCUUUUGCAGAUUAACAGGGAAGUUUGGAUAGGCUAGUUUUAGCCUUUUGAGUUUAAGUAAUGCAAGAUGCUUUAAGGCAGACUGCCUUCUCCCUUGUAUUUCCCCCUUUUCUAUCCCUUAAAAUAACAACCAGACAAACAGUCUUGUAAAAGGUAAAAAAAGAAAACAUUUACUCACUCAGAAUACUUUUUGAAAAGUUAACAGAUACAGCAGCUUUGUCCGGGCAGACUUAACAUGGUAAUUUUGUAACAAAGACAUACUUAGGUCUAGCUUAGCAGAUGUUCUUAUGCUGCUGGCAUGGUGGAAAGAGAUAGGAAGAGUAAGAGAGGGUGCCCAGGCAGAGUGGGAGCAUCUCUCACAGAAACCUCUUUAGGAAACUUGCAGGAAAACUCUGUGAGCUUCAUCUCCUGCCGUGUGCCUAUCUAGCAAAACAUGAAUCGUUGGCUUGACUGCACGUGGUUAAAUAUCCCACGUGCAGCUCACGCCAGGAAUCAUCGCCCUUGUUGCACACUCACUUCUUUGCAUUUCUUGCUCUUCAAAAUAAGAGGAAACUCUGAAUCCAGCUCCACUCUAAGGCCGUUUGCCCAGGAUGAAUUAGGCUGCAUCCCUGGAUCCCACUUAACCUGGGAGCAGGAACGGAAAGGACAGUCUCCGUUUCACACGGAUGAGUUCAUUCGCAAGGCCUUUCCAUCCCUUUCCGGCAUCAGUCCGUAAAUUGAUUGUUAAAAAAAACACCUGCACAAAUAUACGGAUUGCUCUUUGCCUAUCCAACCCUGCAGUUCCACCUUUGGGGUGCUCAGGAGGAGGAAGAGAGGAAAUGGAAGCCCCAUUGUGCUGGUGGCAUGCAGUGAUGGAGGCAGUUUGUGAUGGCAGCAUGGCUUCCUGUUGUUUGGUGCUUUGAGGAAACAGGUCGAGUUUUGGGCUUAGCUCACUAUAGCCAGCCCUGGAACUUCCAUCGAUUGCAUAGCAUGGCAGGGAUAAGCAAGGUGCAGUGGAGCAUGUGCAAAGUGUCCUUGCACCAUGCCUCAAUUAGCCUGCACACAUGUGGGUUAAGAGGGGAAGAGCUUUAAUGGUCCAACAAUGUGUAUUGUAUUUUUAUCCUGUGAACCACCCUGCGAUCUUGCGAUGAAAGGGGGUAUAUAAAUAUCUAAUAAAUAACCAUGGUGUAGGGCGAGUCUGAGUCCUGGCCCCUCUCUUCCUGGGGAAUUGAACACACAGACACCGCUCACACAGAGUAUAACCUUCUUUUCAGUAUUUUCAGUCUCGGCUCAUUGUGGGGAACUGCUCAGCUGGCAAGGAGGAGGAUGGGAACUGGACAGGCCUGGGACUUGAACCCUCAUCCCACUGCAGUGACAACUUUAACUUCAGCAACUGGCUGGCUCUUCUUUCCCAACUGCCUCUGCUCCUCUUCACCCUUCUCAACUCCCUCCUCUACCAAUGGUGAGCUAGCUUGCUUCUUGCUCCUCCAUCUUGGCCCUGAUCCCAUGCCCAAGAUGGGUGUUGCCCACCUCUGUCUCCACACUCUGCCAGGUUCCCUUUCCGGGCAUGGGUGAAGCGUAAUCUCCAGAUUCCCCGCUUUCAUUUAAAAGAAGGAAAAGCAAGUGUCUGUAGAACCUGAGACGUGAGGCAAAAUGUACAGGCCUGCUUCCCCCUUCCACUGUUUGACUUUGCCCCCACCUAUGUGUCCAAAGUGUUCUCUAUAAACUGCGCUAUAAGGGGUCAGUCACAACAAAGCCUUGAUUGUGCUUGCAGCAGCCCUGUGAGGUAGGACCACUGUUGGUUCCAUAGUACAUAGGGAGAGUUGAGGCAGAGAGAGCAGAAACUUGCUUUGUUUUGAGGGCCGCCGCUCACUGGUAGAACAUCUACUUUGCAUGCAGCAGGUUCUGGGCUCAAUCCCCAGCAUCCCCAGGUAGGGCUGGGAGUGUCCUCCACUGAAACCCUGAAGAGCCACUGCUGGUAUGUUUAGACAAUACUGAGCUAGGACCAACGGCCUGACUCUGUAUAAGUCAGCUUCCUACUUAAAUCAGCCCUUUAUUCAGGACAAUGUGGACCAGAAACCUACUUCCUUCUGAGACAAAGGGUCAUAGAUCCGUGGUGGAGCCUCUGCUUUGCUUGCAGGAGGUUCCCAGUUCAAUUCCCGGCAUCAGUGUUGAAUCCCAGAAUUGUUUUGUUGGAAGGGACCCCAAGGGUCCUCUAGUCCAGGAAUCUCAGCUAAAGCAUCCAUGAUAGCUGGCCAUCCAGCCUAUGCUUAAAGAACUCCAGUGAAGGGGAGUCCACAACCUCCGGAGGCAGUCUGUUCCACUGCCAACGGCUCUUACGGUCAGGAAAUUCUUCCUGAUGUAUAGCUGGAAUCUCCUUUCUUGUAACUUGAAGCCGUGGGUUCAAUUCGCUUCCUUCCCCGCAUCUCCCAGCUGCUCAGCCCCCUCCGACUCUUAUCUAGGCUGCGCAACCUUUAAGCAUUCAUCUUUCUCCUUUCCACCCCUGCAAAGCAUUCCGGACAAAGUGCGAAUCCUGAGCAGCCUGAUCGGGAUCCUGCUCCUCUUUGUGCUGACGGCCGUCUUGGUCAGGGUGGAGAUGCCGGCCCAGAGUUUCUUCUCCAUCACCAUGGCAAGCGUCUGGUUCAUUAACUGUGAGUUCUGCAUGGCCUGGCUGGGGCCUGGCUGUCCCUCUCAAAGCAAUAACACCAUUGUCGUCUGCUCCCAAGCCCUGCGGCAGAUCUGUAACCUCCAGGGUUUGAGUUUGGAGAAGAGAAUGACCAAGAGCCAGUCUGGUGUAGCGGUUAGAGAGUCAGUCUAGGGCCGGGGAGACCCAGGUUCAAAUCCAUGCUUGGCCCCAAACCUUUUGGCCAGCUGCUGUCUCUCGGUCUGAACAGCCUCACAGGGUUGUUGUGAGGGUAAAAGAGGAGUGAGGAGAACCAUGGAUCUGUGGCUCUGAAUUUCUGGGAUGAAAGGUGAAGCAGAAGUGUAAUUUCAAUGUAAUUUUAAAAGGCUGAGGGAAAGGGCUGUCAUGCCGAAGAGGGGAAAAGACUUGCUGGCUCAGACUGGAUCUGAUGUGCUUAAAUUACAGGAAGGCAGACUGAGCAUUAGGAUGGUAAGAACAGUUUUAUAAUCAUAAUUACAAUAAUAAUUUAUUACCUACUUAUACUCCACCCAUCCGACUGAGAUGCCCCAGCCACUCUGGGCGGCUUCUAACAGAAUAUAAAAGAACACAACGAAACAUCAGACAUUAAAAAGUUUCCCGAUACAGGGCUGCCUUCAGAUGUCUACAGAAAGUCGUAUAAUUGUUUAUCUCUCUGGCACCUAAUGGGAGGCCAUUCCACAGUGAGGGUGCCACUACCGAGAAGGCCCUCUGCCUGGUUCCCUGUAACUUCACUUUUUGCAGUGAGGGAACUGCCAGACGGCCCUCGGAGCUGGACCCCAGUCUGGGCUGAAUUAUGAGGGUGGAGAUACUGUAUACCCUAUACAGAGCCAAGGAGCUUCAAUUUUAUCCAGGCUAGUUUUCUACACACACUCCUCUUUAUCCUCCAUCCAGACAAGCAAUAGAUCAAGGCCAGGCAAAAACACUUGAGGUGUGAAUCAGGGCCAGUGAGGGGGUGUGGCUUGGGGAGAGUUCCGAAGGCCAGAUAGAGAGACCUGGAGGGCCGCGUUUGAAACCCCUUCCCCCGAGACCUCAGGUUCUCCACCCCUGGACUAAAUGGCCUACAAGACUCCUUCUAACUCUGUCAUUCUAGGACUGCAAUCUAAGAAUAGGUAUCCGUUGUUGCUGCUGCUGAUGUUCACCCGCCCUUUACCAUACAGUCCUAGGACAGGUGACAGCAAUUUAAAAAUGCCAGUGUUGAAGGCCUAUGUCAGAAACUGUCUCCUGAAGAUGCUGGACAAGAGAGGGAGAGAGGAAGUUGCACAACUUCCUCUGGCUGUGAGGAAUGAUCUCCCCUGAGGGAUUGUGGUUCUUAGUGCUUGGGGGAAAGGGGAAGUUUGCUCGCCCCCAGCCAUGGUCUUAGUCCCCGUCCUGGGUGUGUGAGCUUAUAAGGAAGUAAAAUGCCACUAAGCAUGUUGGCUGCUGACAUUCUUGCCCCCCAAACUCCACCUUCUUUCUCUCCUCUCCUCCCGCCAGCCUUCUGUGCCGUCUUGCAAGGCAGCCUCUUUGGGCAACUGGGAUCCUUCCCCCAAAGCUACAGCACUCUCUUCCUGAGCGGCCAAGGAAUGGCUGGGACCUUCGCAGCCACCGCCAUGUUGCUCUCCAUGGCCAGUGAGUAUCGUGAGGAGGACAAGGAGUGUGUGGUCUGGAGAGCAAGUCCUCUGAGGGCCCGCUGGGAAAGUGCUGGGAAGGGGGGGGGGCGGUUUGCAUGGAGAAGAGAAGAUCGAGGAGGCCAAGGGGGAAAGGAGAACCACCUUCAAAUAUCUGAAAGGGGUGUCACGUUGAAAAUGGCGGCAACCUGUUCUCUGUUGCUCCAGAACCAAACAGUGGAAAUUGCAAGGGAGCAGAUUUCUGCUGAACAUUAAGACAGAGGUGAGGAAUGUCCAGCCUGUCUGUGGGCCUUAAUAUGCCCCUACCUGUGGGGCAGGUAAAGACAUGGACGGGUCAGGUUUACAGCUGACCACCAGGCUUCAGAGUGCCCCACAGGGUGUUUGCAAGCAUCAACAUUCAGCUGACCAUUGGCCCUUUUCAGAGAGCAACAUGAGACACUCUGAUGGCUCCUUCAGUUCUGUGCAAGCCCUGAUGACCAGCUGAACGUUGCUGCUUGCAGUGAGCCCCAGACAGUGCUUUGAAACCCAAUAAUCAGCUGAUUUGUUGGCGCUUCAAAAUGUCACACGUUGCACUGGACCAAAAGCAGGUCACCUGAUGUCGUUGUGGCAUCAGGUGAUUGACAGCUGGGCACCCCCACCUCUCCACCUGUCAAACUUGAUCUACAGGGGUGGGGGAGAAAACAGUAAGAGGCACUGAGCCGUGCAGCAGGCUGCCUCAGGAAGUGGUGGGCCCCCUUUCAGGAGAGGCAUUUUUAAUAACAGCCACUUCAGAUUGCCUGCCUUUGGCUUAUGAAUGUGGAGCGCCCAGUUGGUCUGAGGCGGAGCUGCUUUGUUGCCCUCCAAAAUACCACUUAUAUUUUAUUUAUCAUCCAUUACAUUUAUGUCCCACCUUUUAUCUUCCAAGGAUCUCAAGGGGGCUUAAAUGCUUCUCCUCCUCAGUACGCCUCACCCUUCUGAGCCCACGUGCCUGUUCAUUCCUGCCCAAAGCACACAUGCAUUCCUUAGGCCCAAUGUGAAGUCCCCACUCCGCCCCCAACUGCCCCUUUCUCUGUAGGCUUCUCACUUCUUCAUCUCUCUUCCCCACCUCUUUCUUCAUUCAGGCCUUUGCCUCUUCCAGGAACAAGAAGAAAGGACCUCUGAGGUGCACCAAGUUAUAAUUCGUUGGUGUUUUGAAUACAACCUGCAUCGCGGGGGGGAAACGCAGCAAUGCUCUGUGUUUUUCUGUGCACUCUGCUGCGAUGUGGCUGUGGCACCCCUUACCCACCCACCCACUCCCCAGCUCAGUCUCAUAGCUUGCCCAACACUCCUGCCUUUAAUUCCUCCUUCCUACUAACCCCUCUCCUGUCCCUCACCCCCUCCUAUGUGAGAAUUCCUUCCUCCUGCAUACUGAGUUAUCACUUCUCUUUCCCAAACUGCCCCCCACCCUUCUCCACAUUCUGUCUUGAGACAUCUUCACCCCAAAUAUUUGUGAGCAUUCCAUGACAUGACAAAAGCUCGACUGGUGACUGGUAGAGGUUCGGAGGUGAUAAGACAGUGUUUAACUAUGGGCUUGUUUGUUUGCAUUUAUGCCAAGUUGCAUAGCAGGGUUGUGGGGAAGGAAUACGAGGCAAGUUCUAGCAACUUACUCCUCACCCCCACGGGCUGUGUCAAAGCCCCGGCCAGAAGGGUAGCCCAGAAAGUGCUCUCCAUAGGCUGCCCAUCCUCAUCUCAUUGUUCUCUGGCUUUUCAGGUGGUGUGGAUGCUCAGACCUCUGCUUUGAGCUAUUUUGUCACCCCCUGUGUUGGGACCCUGAUCUCGAUCAUCUGCUAUAUCUUGCUGCCCCACAAGGUGAGACAAAGCCCUCUCUCCCAUACCCUGGUUUUGCAAAAUAAGGAGGAGCUCUUCCACUGGGUUUGAGGAGGGGAGGAAGAGAUUUGUAAGCGCUGGCAUGGUCUAAUCCACUUAGAAAGCCAACUAGGCUAAAGCAAUGUGGACAAUCAUGAUCUCUUCCCCCUCCCCCUGCACCAUGUACACAUCUCCUUAUUUUCACCCAUUUUGUACAGCAGAUAACCUGCUUUCUGGGCGCUUACAGACUGACGUGAUCUUCGAGCGGGAUUCAUUCACACAUUCUGACAAAUUCAGGUUGCACUAUUAAAGUCAAUUUGGCACUCCUGUGCAACAAACUCACCUCCCCCCCCCAUAAAAAUCUGACUUCUUCUUUUUGCAUUGCAUUGCAAUGCUGUCUACCCCCCCCCCAACCAAAUUAGAAAUAAAUAAAUUGCCAGCGUUCUCUAACCUCCCUGCAAACUUUAUGCAAAGAAAUCUGGAUUGCCUGGAAGUGAAGUCUAUGAACUCGCUGUAACUUUAUUCUCCCCCCCCCCCCCCCCGUUGGAGGCAGUAUAGCAGGCCUCAGAAUACCAGGUGCAGGGAAUCACAAAUGGGGAGGCCACUGAGAAAACAGGAUACUAGACUAGAUGGGUCCCCCUUUGGCUGAUCCAGGAGGCUCAUAUUGUGUUCUCAGCCUUAUCAGCUUCCCUUGCAGAGGUGAGGGAAGGGUUGAUGGAGGAAUCUGAUAACACCCUGCCAUUUGCAACCACGGCUGGCUUUUUUCUCUGCAGGAUUUUGCUCGCCACCACCUGCACAAGAGAGCCCAGGAAGAGCCAGGCUAUGAGCUGGAGACCAAGGCGGAGCUUCUUUCCCCUGGUAAGCAGCCUCCUAAGAAGUGGGUCAGCCAGGCUCCCCCCUUGAGAGUUCAUCCCAAAUUGUGGAACCUAUUCACAAAUUUAAUAAUGGAGAUUGUAGGGCAGGGUGGGGGAACAUUUGGCCCUCCAGAGGCUGUUAGACUCCCAACUCCCAGCAGCCCCAGCCAGCAAGACCAGGGAUUUAGGGAUGAUGGGAGUUGUAGUCCAGCAACCUCUAGAGCAGGCUUCCUCAAACUCGGCCCUGCAGAUGUUUUGAGAUUCCGAUUCGCAUCAUCCCUGACCACUGGUCCUGCUAGCUAGGGGUCAUGGGAGUUGUAGGCCAAAAAGAUCUGGAGAGCCGAGUUUGAGGAAGCCUGAUCUAGAGAGCUACACGUUGGCCACCCCAAGUGUACAAUUAAGUCUCCCUCUACCUGGCUGGCAUCUAGACAGUUUAACUUUUUCGUAAACCGCUUUCAGGGUUUUGUUUUGUUAAGCGGUGUAUAAAUGUUACGAAGUAAAUAAAUAAAUUGCAAGGGUUUUUUUUUUAAAAAACCCUCAAAGCUCAAAUGAUAUUAUUAUUAUUAUUAUUAUUAUUAUUAUUAUUAAUUAAUUAAAGGUACAUGGCAACCCAACAACGGAAUUCCUGAUGUAGUCAUAAAAAAACACCCCUCACUCAAUACUAAACAAACCCCCAAAAUGUAAUAAUAUUGUAAUUAUUAUUCGGAAAUGGAAGCAAUUACUUCUGGGUUUUCAGUGUUCGGGUUCCAAAUCGUUAGGCUUCCGAGACACUCGUAAACUGAAGUUCUACUGUGUGUGUGUGUGUGUGUGUGUGUGUGGCAGAGUAGAAGGCAAUUAGAGCCUGUAGGUCACCUGACUCUGCCGCAUGCUGAUUGGCUCCUUUUCUGUCCCGCCCCCCAGAGGAUGGCCUUGGCCCCGUGCCGGGUGCCACCCAAGGAGGAGAGCCGCUGAGCUUGAGCAAUGGGAUUGCCAUCGCCCUGGAGCAAGAAGACUCAAAAUGCCCCCUGGAGAUUAUGAAUGGGAGCAAUGGGGCAGGCCUGCCUCCGCCGAAACCGUCAGUCCUAGGUGUGCUCAGGAAGGUAGGGACUGUGGCCGGAGGGGUGAAGUAACAGGAAACGUCAAGACUAGGAUGGGUGGGGGAAUAGUUUUAGCAAGGGUUUUGGUUUCGCCAGCACCCAACUCGCUCACAUUGCUCUCUCUUCCUCUUCCUCCCGGUUAUAGAUUUGGCAGAUGGCCCUCUGUAUCGUCAUGGUCUUCUCCAUCACUCUGUCUGUGUUUCCCGCCAUCACUGCCAGUGUGGCCAGCACAUCAGAGAACGAAACCUGGAGUGAGUAAUUCCAUUGGGGGUGGUGGAAGGAUGAGGAGGGCCGGUCCCAGCUGGCUAGAGGCGGUUGAGAGCUGGAGCCCCACAGAAAGGCCCACAGCUCAGCAGUAGAGCUACCUUGCAUGUAGAAGGCCCCAGGCUCAGAAGUCCCCAGUAGCACUGCCAUGGAGGGCUUGGAGAGACCCUUGUCUGAGGCCCUAGAGAGAUACUGCCUUUGCAAAACAGACAGCAAGACUCGGCCUUCUCGGUAGUGGCGCCCGCCCUGUGGAACGCCCUCCCAUCAGAUGUCAAGGAAACUAACAACUACAGUGGUACCUCGGGUUACAUACGCUUAAGGUUACAUACGCUUCAGGUUACAUACAGACUCUGCUAACCCAGAAAUAGUGCUUCAGGUUAAGAUCUUUGCUUCAGGAUGAGAACAGAAAUCGUGCUCCAGCGGCGCGGUGGCAGCAGGAGGCCCCGUUAGCUAAAGUGGUGCUUCAGGUUAAGAACAGUUUCUUUUUUUUUUCUUUUUUAAAAUAAUUUUUAUUAAGGUUUUAAACAAUAAAGAAAGACACAAUACAUAUAACAGCAACACACACAAAAAACAACACAAAAUUCAUCAAUAAAAAAAACAAAAAACAUAACAAUUAAAAACAAUAUCUCUUUUCCAUUUCCAUUUUUAAGUUACUUAUUUUCUGGACUUCCUCAUACCUCCCUCUUUUGUAUUCCAAUCCAAAUUAUUUGUCCAGCAGUUUCUUUUCCACUUUUUUAAUCCCAAUCUUUAGUUUGAUAAAAUAUUAAAAUAUAUAACUUCAACUUCUUUAAACCUAAUCCUUGGUCUUAAUAUCAUAUACCGUUAAAAUUUUCCCUCUUAAUAUCAAAUUUCCAUUUCUUUAAACAUCUUUAAUCUUAAUCUUUAAUCUUAGUCUAUCAUUAACUUUAACCUGUACAGCUGGAAACCACUUAUUUUCAGUCCAACAUCACUCUAACAUUCCUUAAUUUUGCAGGUUAAGAACAGUUUCAGGUUAAGAACAGACCUCCGGAACAAAUUAAGUACUUAACCUGAGGUACCACUGUAUCCGACUUUUAGAAGACAUCUGAAGGCAGCCCUGUUUAGGGAAGUUUUUAAUGUUUGAAGUUUUAUUCUGCUUUUAAGGUUUUUUUGAAAGCUGCCCAGAGUUGCUCCAGCCAGAUGGGCAGGGUAGAAAUAAUAAAUAAAUAACUUCUUCUUCUUCUUCUUCUUAUUAUUAUUACUACUACUACUACUAAGGCAAUUGCUUACCAUCCUAGAAAGAUGGCUGAGGCUCAGGGAUGAAGCACUUACUCUGCUUGCAGAAGGGUUCCAACAUCUUUUUCCUGCUUGGCAGGGGGUUGGACUCGAUGGCCCUUGUGGUCUCUUCCAACUCUAUGAUUCUAUGAUUCUAUGGUCUCUAGUUAAAAAAGGAUCAUGUCGGAAUUUUCUCUGCCUCUGUCCCCAGAGAGCCACUGCCAGCCAAGAGUAGACAAUAUUGGGCUAGGCCAGUGGUUCUCAAAGGGUGUGGCAGGAGAGGCUGGCAAGUGUGGAGGGAAGAAUCAAGGACACCUGGGCUUUGUUCACACCUGGCAUAUGAGAACUUCAGUUUUAUUUAUAUUUAAAGAAGAUUUGUGUACCACUUAAUUGACAAAAACCCCUCUAAGCAGUUUACUGAAACGGUAUAAAACAUUUGUAAGGAAAAUCCCAAUUAAACCAAACUUUUUAAAAGUAGUAGACAUAAAACGUAAGUAAAACCAGAUUUUUCAAAGCAAAUCUAAUUACAGGUUAGUGUUGCAUUCAUCUCCCUCCUAUUUCUCUGUCUUUUUCUUAUGCCUAGGGAAGUUCUUCACUCCUGUCUGCUGUUUUCUUCUGUUCAACGUCAUGGACUGGCUGGGCCGCAGCGCUACCUCCUAUUUCCUCUGGGUAAGUGUUGGUUUCUGAAGUGGGAUUGGCUUCAUGCUGUCCAAAAUCAGGGUGACUAUUAUGACUAUCUCUGGAUGAACUCCAGAGAGGCAGCAGUGUUAACCUCCCAUAACGAAAGCAGAUAAGGCAUGUGGCACCUACAAGACUUUGAUUUCAAGGAAAGCUUUUGUGGGCUUGGGCCACUAAGCUCAGGAAGCCUUAUCUCACACUUGGCAGAUUGUUAUAGCAGGUGGAGACAACAUGUGGCCCACCAGGUCUCUUCUCUGCCUGGUCCUUGGGACUCUCCCAAGUGUUUUUGCUUGGACAGGAUGCAUCCUUGAACUCUUGCAAUGACUCUUCCUAGCCCAGGUGGAGGAUGGAGUUGAGCAUGCAUAGAAACUAGCCUAGCGUACAAAGGUAAAAAUUAUGUUUGUUGCUCCUCCCUCUUUUGCAUUUGGCCCUGCCUGCGACUGGCAUGUGGCCCUCAAAAGGUUGCCCAGAAGGGAAUAUGCUGCCCUUGCCUUGAAAAAAGUUCCUCGCUCAUUACAUAGGAGUAUGCUUGAAUCCUAAGAUCUUCUACUCUUUUUGAGGCCAGGCAGGUUUUAUUUACCGUAUUUUGCCGUGUAUAAGACUAUAUUUUUUCCGAAUUUUUUAAAGUUUAAAAUAAGGGGUUGUCUUAUACAUGGAUAGUGCAUAGUGCAUUUUCUUAAUUUUGAGCCCCCCAAAAUAGGGGGCGUCUUAUUCACGGGGGCACGUUAUACAGUGGUACCUCUGGUUGCGAAUGGGAUCCGUUCCGGAGGCCCGUUCGCAACAUGAAAAGAGCGCAACCUGCAGCAGCACAUCUCUGCACGCGUGGGUUGCGAUUUGCCACUUCUGCACAUGUGCGUGACGUCAUUUUGCACUUCUGCGCAUGCGCGAGCGGUGAAACCCGGAAGUAACCCUUUCCGGUACUUCCGGGUCACCACGGGACGUAACCUGAAAGAACGUAAUAUGAAGCAGACGUAACAUGAGGUAUGACUGUACACGGAAAAAUACAGUACUUAGACAUCUUUUUAUAAUAAUAAUAAUAAUAAUAAUAAUAAUAAUAAUUUAUUAUUUGUACCCCGCCCAUCUGGCUGGGUUUCCCCAACCACUCUGGGCAGCUUCCACAAAGACCAAAAAUACACUAAGAUGCCACACAUUAAAAACUUCCCUGAACAGGGCUGCCUUAAGAUGUCUUCUGAAUGUCAGGUAGUUGUUUAUCUCUUUGACAUCUGAUGGGAGGGCGUUCCACAGGGUGGGUGCCACUACUGAGAAGGCCCUCUGCCUGGUUCCCUGUAGCUUUGCUUCUCGCAAUGAGGGAACCGCCAGAAGGCCCUCGGCACUGGACCUCAGCGUCCGGGCUGAACGAUGGGGGUGGAGACGCUCCUUCAGGUAUACUGGGCCGAGGCCGUCUAGGGCUUUAAAGGUCAACACCAACACUUUGAAUUGUGCUCGGAAACGUACUGGGAGCCAAAAAGAUCAAUACGUUCUUAUGAAGUUAAAAUAACGAUGCAGAAAGAAUUAUGAAAUAGAAUAAAUAAAAAGAAAAAGAAAGAGAAAGAAAUAAAAGUCUAGUAGGUUUGUGAGUAUGGAGGUCCACAGCCAUCACGUCAUAAAACGAGACCUUUGGACGUUUAUUAGGAAAUAGGGUAAUGAAGCUGAGAACGCUGCUUUUUGCUCUCCCCAGCCAGAGAAGCAUCUGCGCCUGCUCCCUGCGGUGGUGGGGCUCCGCCUGCUGCUCGUCCCACUCCUGCUUCUGUGCAAUGUCCCCCAGCGGGAAUACCUGCCCAUGCUCUUCCGCCAGGAUGCCUGGUUCGUCCUCUUCAUGGUCGUCUUCUCCCUCUCCAAUGGCUACUUCGUCUCCCUCACCAUGUGCCUGGCGCCAAAGUGAGUGUGCUCUGAGCGACGUCGCCCCUCCUGAAACACGCAGAAGCAGCAUUAUGAACAGGGGGGUGUCUGCAAGAGUGGAUCCCUUGUUCUCUUUACAGUGGUACCUCGGGUUACAAAUGCUUCAGGUUACAGACGCUUCAGGUUGCAGACUCUGCUAACCCAGAAAUAGUACCUCAGGUUAAGAACUUUGCUUCAGGAUAAGAACAGAAAUCGUGCUCCAGCAGUGCAGCAGCAGCAGGAGGCCCCAUUAGCUAAAGUGGUGCUUCAGGUUAAGAACAGUUUCAGGUUAAGAACAGACCUCCGGAACGAAUUAAGUUCUUAACCCAAGGUACCACUGUAUUUAUUUCGCAUUGGGGCAUUGGCACCUUGUUGGCAGCCCCUGGUCUGCACUAACCAGCAGUGGCUCUCCAGGGUUUAAGGCAAGGGAUGUCUUGCCAAGCCCUACCUGGCAAAGCCGGGGAUGUUGAACCAGGGACUUUCUCCAUGCAAGGCUCCCUGAGCCACCACCAUUCUCGAAAAACGGGUAAAAAUGCCAUCUCCCUGAAUUCCAGGUGUGAACAGCAGGCCCUCAAAUUAUUCUGAUUUUUGUUGUGCUCCUCUUAGGCCACACCACACACUUAAAGCACUCUCUUAUACCACUUUAAUAGCCAAUGAGUCCUGGGAAAUGUAGUUUAUACAGGGUGCAAGGGGUUGGACUAGAUGACCCUCAGGGGUCCCUUCCAACUCUAUUAUUCUAUGUAGCAGUGACCCACACAUUUUGGCACCCUCUGAACAGCAGAAGCAUCCCAACAUGCCCUGUGAGUGUUCUGCGUAGGACAUAAAGCUUAAGACACUUUUGUGAUCUUCUUUGAGAACAAAGUAAUUGAAAUUGAGUUUUAAAAAGUUGUAUUUAAAGGCCAUUCAUAAUUGGAGCCCGUAAACUGUAGCUUCCAUGUGCAUAAAUCCAGCCCUGGUUUCCUCUCUGGGUUGGGCAAAGAGGAAGGGCCUUUCCCACGGGUGUAGCCAGGAUUUAUGUUAUAGGGGGACAGGAUUUAUGUUAUAGGGGGACAGGAUUUAUGUUAUAGGGGGACAGGAUUUAUGUUAUAGGGGGACAGAACCAAGUUAUCUGAGAUGCAGUUGGUCAGUUAGUUAUUUUUAUUUAUUUACUUGAUUUAGGGAGCAAAUACCCCCCCGCACCCCUUGGCUACGCCCUUGGCCUUUUCUGCCAGAUUAUAAAGUGUCUUCUUCUCUGUUUCCGCCCCCAGGCAGGUGCAACCACAUGAGAGCGAAUUGGCGGGAGCCAUCAUGACGUUUUUCCUGGCGUUGGGUCUCUCUUGUGGAGCUGGGCUGUCCUUCAUCCUCAAGGCCUUGCUCUGAUGUCCAGGACUUGCUGGACCUCGGCAACAGUAAAGCAUCUGCCUUGAAGACUCGAGGAGCGGCUGGUUGCCCUUCUCUCCCUCCCAGGUGUGCCCUCUGUGUAGCAGCUAAUUUCCUUCUGGGUAGCAAAACGGGCUUCUGCCACCAUCUUCCAACAAAGGCAACUGCUCUUUUUGGUUUUUCUUUCCUGUAUAUGCAGAAGUUCACGUUCACUCAGCUACCCUUUUAAAUCCCCAGGAGCCUGAAUGUAUUUUUUUUUAAAGACGCUUGGACUUUUCUGAAAGAUUCCUGGAUUUUUACCAAGCCAAGGGAAGGCUGCGGUACGGAGGGGCCAUUUGCAAGCCCCCUUCGUACGCCCCUGGAGGUGGAGGAGCCGCUCUGCCUCUCCCACUUGUGCCUGGCUGAGGACGCACAACAAAGGGGGAUUUUGCAAUAUCCUCACACGUACUCUUGCUCUCCCUUUGCUUUCAACUUGAGGAAGUAUUGUUGCAUAACACACGUUUGCUCUACGGAACAUCCUCCUAGAGGGUGACGGUAAGUAAGGAAGGGAGAAGUCUGUAUCCAGUCCGUUAAUAGAGUUGGGUUUGUUGCUUCCAUCUCAAAUUAGCCAUAUAGGGCAAGCUCUCUGCUCCCCCCCCCCCCACUGGCCGGUUUAUGGUUUGGUUUUCUCAGCUUGCAUUGCUUCAAACUUGUCUGCUAAAACUUGUUCUUGUCCGAUAAAGAGGUCCACGAGAUGUCAGAUACUGCUUUCCAGAGGGGUCCAUCCUCCAGCCUCCCCAACCAGGUGUUCCCCAUAUGUUUUGGGACAAACAGCCCCAACCAUCACUUUCUGUAGCCCAAACCAUCUGGAAGACUGGUGGUGGAGGCUCUGCAAAAAGAGGCAUAGGAGUGGUGAGAAAUAAUAUCAUGUGUAGCCUCUUUAAACUAGUCAGAUUUGGCAUUUGACCAAGCUUCUCUUCAGGCCAAAGGAGCCUCAUUUAGGCUGGCAGGGCUAUUCAAAGCAGGGCUAGGCCUCCGCUGUUAAGCCUGAAGCAGCUGCUUUCCUAAGCUAGCCUGUUUCCCUCCGGUAUGUAAUGGAGGACACUGCCAGUGUUUUGGGUUUUUUCGGUUUUUUUAACGUAUUUAGUGUUGAGGUAAGAUCCAGAGAUGCUGGGGACUGAACCUGGGACCUCUCGCAUGUAAGGUAGGUGCUCUUUCACCAAGUGGCAAGUGUUGGCCACCGACUUGGACAACUUUAAAAGGGAAUUAGACAAAUUCAUAGAGGAGUAUAACUUAUAAGGCGAUCAAUAGCUACUAGUCAUGGUCGUGAUAGGAUACCUCCAGGAUUUCGGCCAGCAUCUCUUCUGGCUGAUCCUCACCUGCUCACACCUGAGCCGCUCUGUUUCCAUCUUCCACCAUUACAGCUGGACAUGCGUUUAGUUUCUUCUUGCAGAGCUUGCUCAGGACUUCUGCACACUGAACUAGAUGGGGCCCUUUGGUCCAAAAAUUCAUUGAAGAACUUCCAGAAAUUUGAACAUAAGAAGAGAACUCUAUAGCUGGAAUCUGGAUCAGGCCAGUGGCCUGUCUAAUCCAGGAUCUUGGACUCACAGUGGCAAACCAGAUGUCCCAAUGGGAAGUCAGGCCUCUUUGUACAGAAUCUCUUUACAAUGAGCCACCCUAAUAUACAAUCCCAACCUUUAACUCACAGAGGCAUUUAACGUGUGCCAUUUUACAGAACACAUACACCGUCCUCAGUUGCAGCAUGGAUGCAGCUGUGGAAGCCAUGUCCUAUUUUGCAGCAGACUGGAAGCUUGAAUUAUUAUUUUUUUAUGGGGAAGGGCUAGCAGAAUUCUCAGGUGUCCUGGUUUUAAAACUGAAAGGGGCAGCUCUGUAUGGGAAGAGCUGGACUUCCCCUCGUCAUGGAGCAUGGUCUAGAAAACUGUGGUUCUGUCCCACAAACCCUGCUCAACCUCCUCGGUUCUCCAGUAGGUCCCCCCUCCCAGGCCACCUUCUUCUGGCCAUGUGACGCUUGAGAGAGGCUUGCUUUGUGUAUGACAUGCUCAGAGUGAUGAGAUUAAAAAGGAAGUACAUCUGGAGAAAAGGAGAUAACGAUGAACCAUGGCCCAUCAGAAUUUUGAGGUUUCAAAGUACUGGAAUUUGGGUGGAGGGUUUAUUUCAUUUUUAAAGGGAAAGAAAUGCAAGUAUAAACCUCCUGCACUUGCUCAGCAGUUGCAAAUGCUUCUCUGAAAGGAAUAAGGGGACGGGUUGCAAGGAGUAGUAGAGAAGUGAGGAAACCGUGAUCUUCCUGAUGUAGUUAGACUUGAACCCCCAUCAGCCUCAGCAAACGUUAGUCUGGGAGGAUGGGAUCCAGAAACAUCUGGGGGGGGGCACAGAUUCCCUGCUCCUGGACUAAUACAUUAAAUUAUCAUUUGCCUACUGGUAUGGCUGGGAAAUGGUGUAAUUUGGCCAAAGGGGGGAUGAAAAUCUGCCAAAGGUUCUACAAACAUCUAAGAACAGGGAAGCAGCGGCAUGUGGCAGAGGGCCUCCCAUCUGAAUGUACCUGAUCCAAUAGCUCCCAUGGAAUAUCCUCAGCUAUUAAACACAGUCUAAGGGCUCUAGGUAUCCUUUUUAUUGUGCACUUAUGAUUGGUGCUUAUGAUGGUAUCAGGGCAGUUAUGUGCAAUCCCGCUUUCAGGGCGCCUGCAAAAGUUUCAGAAUGGACAUACAGAUUCAUUUCUCAUCAGCACAUGUCCCAUAGCUUCUUGAUGAAAUCCUGUAACUUUUCAUACUACAGAUGUUCCAGGAUGUUUUUCACCCCACUUUUGCUGCGCUAUAUAGCACAAGAGUGCCCUUCCCGACAUCAGUCAAGGAGUAACAUUGUGGAAGCGUAGCAGAACACCCAAUAAAGUGAAAUGAUGGGGGGACAGUCCAGAAUAAAUCCACCAUGAAUGCACAAAUAUUGCGUCAGUGAUAUGUCGCUGAUUGUAUCUGCAAAAAGUACAGUCUGGGGGGUACCCCACGGCUAGGGCCAGGUAUUGCCUUAUAGGACUGUGGAAUUGUAGAGCUGGAAGGGACCUAAAAUGUCAUCUAAUCCAACCCCCUGCACUGCAGGAAAAGGCAAGACACAACAAUGGUUUAUUCACUGUGAUCUGAUUGCAAUAUUCAUUAUGGUACAUUUGAAUGGUUUCAGUCUUGUUGCCUACUUAAGCAAUAUAUAUUUAAGUGUGUUUCAUUGUAAACAGAUACUUGCUCUCAAUACUUACUGGCAUUAUAACUAACUUUAUUAAGGAACAAAGGGCAAUGGGAAAACUGUGUUUAUUUUUAACGACUCAAUUUAUUUUGUGGUUUGUGGGAAGGACAUUUUAUCAGAUCCUGUGCGUGAUUGUUUUUAAUGAAUUCAAAGCUCAAACAUUUUUAUUUUUUAAAGAAUAUUUUUGCUGCAUGUACAGUGUUGAACUAUUGCCAUUACCCUGGAGGGAUUCUGGUUUGUUUAUCAUUCCCCAACCCCCAAUAAAGCUUUUUUUUAAUAAAAAAAAAAGAUUGCCUGGAAUCCUGAACAGCAUCCCACUACACUGCAACAUUUUGUUCCAGGUCCCACUUAUCUUUUGGAAACUAUUGUAGUGGUCACCACGUCUUCUUGUGGCAAUGAGUCCCCCGUGCAUUGUGCAAAUGACAGAAAUAAAAAUAUAACAAUGACACAAAUAAUUGUCUCCAGGGCAAAAAUCCUAGCAGAUCCUAGCCUAGAGCAUAUGAGGGAUAACCUGUAGCUGUUCAGAUAUUGAUGGACUACCAUUCCCAUAAUCCCUCACUGAUGGGAUUUGGGCGUCCAGCAACAAUUACUGUAUUUUUGAGUAAUUUCACAAUUAGAAGCAAGUCAAGAAACAAAAAUGGGGGGGGGGGGGAAUGAAACUAAUAAAGCAUUUUUAUGACCACCCCACAAACCAAAUCCUUGAUAUACCGGUACUUGUCUUUCUGAAUAAUACUUUGGUCAUUU